Molecule: messenger RNA, 2093 nt
Organism: Anolis sagrei ordinatus
Lineage: Eukaryota; Metazoa; Chordata; Lepidosauria; Squamata; Anolidae
Product: interferon-inducible GTPase 5-like
Cellular component (GO): membrane
Molecular function (GO): GTP binding
Source: RefSeq, a predicted model, not a curated record
CGGGGAACGGCGUCGGGGGGCGAGCCCCGGCUUUCCUGAGAGAGAGAGAGGGGGGGGGUCUCCUUCCCGUCCUUCCCGACUCCCUUCUUUGGCGGAGAAUGGCGUCGCGGGGCGAGGCUUCGGUGGUGGUGGCGGGCCCCCCGGGGGCGGGCAAGACAGCGCUGCUGGACGCACUGCUGGGGGGCCAAGAGGAGGAGGAGGUGAAGAAGAAGCCUGCUCCAAACGUGAAGCCCCCCUCGCUGCGUCAACACCCCCAGCGCCCCAACUGGCUCUUCUGGGAGCUCUCCCUCCCGGAGGAGGAGGAGGAGGAUGAAGAGGGCGAGGGGGGCUCGGCGGGGCGCUGGGUGGCCGAGGCGGAGGCGGCGGCGGUGGUGCUGGUGGCCGGGCGGCGGGGCCACUUCGGGGCGAGGGCGCGGAGCUUGGCCCGGGAGGCGCGUGCCGCCGGGAGGAGCGUCUUCUUCGUCCGGAGCCGCGCCGACUUGGAGUUGCACACCCUCCGCCGCCUCCUCCUCCUCCUCCUCCAGCCCCUCCCCUUCGACCGCCCCCAGGCCCUGCUCGCCCUCCGGGAGGUCACCCAGGAGGAGGUGGGCCAAGAGGAGGCCGGAGCCGUCUUCCUGGUCUCGGCCCUGCAGCCCCGGGACCUCGACCUGCCCCGCCUCCGGGACGCCCUCCACGCCCAGCUCAGCGCCCAAGAGAGGGUCCAGGCCCCCCCUGACCUGGGCUUCGAGGUGAUCAGUGACCAAGAGGUGGCCGAAAUCCAGGAGGCCUAUGCCUUGGGGGGGCUGGCGGCGGUGGCGGACCGCGUGGAGGGCAGCCUGGAGGCCCUCUGGAGCACCCGGGUGGAUUUGGCCCUUGUCGCGGAGGAGGGAGAGAAGGAGGGGGCCACCCUGCUGAAGGACCUGUGGGAGUUGGAGGAGGAGUCCCCCCCAGAGACCCCAGAGACCCCGCACCCGUUUCCAGGCUACCCUAACGUGACCCUCUGGGAGCUCCCAUUGUGUGACCUGAAGGCUAUGGACGUGGCCCGCUUCGACGCCUUCCUGCUCCUGUCCUCGGGGCCCUUUGGGGAGGGCCUGCUCCGCCUGGCAAAUGUGGUGACCGCUCGAGGAAAGCCCUGCUUCUUCAUCUGUUUGGGGGUGGACAGCCACUCGGAGGCCAUGCAAGACAAGAAGGCAAAGGAGGACGAGGAGAAGAAGGAGGAAGAUGCUCUCUUGGCGGGGCUCCGGGUCAAGUGCCGCUCCCGCCUGACCCAAGCGGGGAUCCCCGCGGCAGAGGCGCCUCUCUUCCUGCUCAGCGGAUGCCAGUCCCGCCACUCGGACCUCCCGGCCUUGGAGGAGGCGCUGGAGCGAGGUCUCCCAGGACACAAAGGCCAAACCCUGCUCCUGGCGCUGCCCUGCGCCUCCCUGGCCCUGGCUGAGCGCAAGCGGCAGGCCUUGCACCGGGAAGCCUGGAAGGUGGCUCUGCUGUCCAGUCUGGUGGCCACCGUCCCCCUGCCCGGCCUGGCCUCCGCCUGCGACGUCCCGCUCUUGCUGCGCACGCUGUCCUCCUACCGACGGAGCCUCGGCCUGGACGCCGCCUCGCUGGCCCGCCUCUCCGUCCGCUCGGGAGUCCCGCUGCCUCUGCUGCGGAGAGAGGUGCACAGCGCCGUGGGGCGCGGGGUCAGCCAGGAGGCGGUGGAGGGGCUGCUGGCGGGGCAAGGGCCGGGGCACGCGGGGCUGGCCCUGGCCCACCUCCUGGCCCACCGCCUUCCCCUCUGCGGGGCCCUGGCCUCGGGCGGCCUCUCCUUCCACGCCACCUACGCCCUGCUGGGCCACUGCCUGGAGGAGAUGGCCGGCGACGCCCAGCGCCUCCUCACCAGGGCUUGGCAGGGGACGCAGGUGGGGCACCCACCCAUGUGACCCCCCCCCCCACAGCAGUGAGUGGCUCUUUCCUGGGGGACAUGCUCCGCGAUGCGGCUUGGCUGUUGUCUGUGGCUUGAGCACAGGCGUGGGCAAACUUUGGCUCUCCAGGCGCCUUGGAGUUUCCCAUAGUUGUGGGAGUGUAAUUUAUUAUUUUAUUUCAGACACUUCUGCCCUGCCCUUCUCACCCCGGGGGGG